UUACCAUUUCUUAAAAUAUAUUUAAUUUAUACAUUAAUUUUGGAUUUUAAGCUCCAAGAGAGUAGUUGUUUUAUCUGCAUGGCUGAGUUCAUAACUCUAGAAAGCAUAACUCUAGACUAAUUAUUUUUCAAUGAUAAUGAGAUUUGCCUUUUCCCCAAAUUGUGAUCACAGAGUCUCUUUUUUCUGCCGAUUUAAAGACUAGUUGUUAAAAUGUGAUUUGAGAAAACCUGGUUUUAUUUUUGGUAAAGUAGGAUUUGAAAAAAUAGGGGCAGAUUUAUUUAUUGUUAGACAUUAAGACAUUGCUAAUUUGCCUACAUAUAAUAAUUAAAGCUAAAGCAUGGAAACCAAACUGAGAGAAGCAGAUGGAAACAUCCCCUAGGUAAAUCUGAACAUUUGUUCUCAAAAGUGGAACAAGUGCUAGCAAGAUGUAUAAUCAUUUUAUUUCAGUUAUACCUGAUUUUGAUUUAAAAAAAUGUUGGCAAAGCAGUGUUUCAAUUUUAUUUAUCAUGGUUUGAUUUCUUUCAAAAUGCUUUUGGAAUUUAGUGUGUGAACAGGGUGUAAAUGAAAGGGAACAGAGUUUGAAGAAAAUGGGAUAAUGUGCUGUAAAAUAAUUCUUUGGUUUGAGAUUUUUGGGAGGGAUAGGAAAAAAUCAAAAUCUAGCUGGUGCCAUCAAAUGUCUUGAUUGUCCCACUGUCUGGUUCUAUAAUUGAAAAGGUUAAGAAUGUACAGGAAGAAAUGAGGUACCAAGAGGUUUCCUUAAUUUUCUGGAUUCCAUGGUAUAGUAUUUCACAGAAUAUAUUACUCAAAAUAUGAACGAGGAUCAGAACUACUUGUUUUAUACUCUUGUAAAUUUGUUGAUGUAUGUAUUGCUCUGAUAAAUGGGCCAUCAGCUGGAAUUUGGCUAGUUCACUGAAACUGUUAGUUGUAGUGGGGUUUGGCUUGCAACUUUAUAGUGUAAGUGAUACACAUUAAUUAAUUUUGAGGCAGCUGCUCAUUAAAAAUUUCUUUCUAGUAAACAUAAUAAGUGAACAUAUUUUGGAAGAUGCCAGCACAUAAUGUAUUAAAUGGAUUUUGAUAAGUGGAUUUGGCCAAUUAAUUUGAUUGGCAGGUAGGAAAAAUUCCUAUUAAUGGGAAUCCAGCAUGAUUGACUAUACAAUAUAAAAUAGUAUUUUAAAUCCCUGUUUUAACAUUUAGGGAUUUUAUGUAUAACAUAAGAACCUCAUAAAGGACUUGGGGUUGGUUAUUAACCUGGAGUAGAAGAUACAUUUCAAGGUAGCAUAGAGACUGAGGGAUUUGGAAGGGGACCUCUUUCAUCCAUUCCUCUUGCUUUGUAAGGAGAGAACUGAGACCAGAGAGGUUGUGACACUAAAUAGUUACAUGGUAUAAGAACUGGAAGCACAACCUUGGCCUCUGACACUUUAAAUGUUUUUUGUUUUUUUUUCAAACCUCCUGGUAGGACAUGGCUUCAUGGAACCGUGUCUAGGGAAGAAUGAAAUCAGGUGAGAAGUUACUUAUUUCCCGUUCGUUCAUUUGGAAAUAAAGAAUAUUUUGUUUUGGGAGUAUACACAGAAGGGAUGCUUAAAAAAGAUUUUGGAGUCCUUUCUGGAAUUUGCUUAGGAAAGGCUAGACAAGUGUAAGUACCGGAUGGCACUGAUUGAAAGAGAAGAGAUACAGAGCAAGAAGACGAUGGUGAGACUGUCUUUUAGAACAGGGAUGCAAGCCGUUCCAUGAGAAGGGGCUUCUUUUCUCCACCACGAGACAGAGAGCCUUCUACAGUUAGUCGUAGAGAGAGCCCCACAGCCUGUGUGAUCCCCCGAGGGCAUCCGGACACUCUGACAGUGAUGCCACCAGAGGUCCUACCAAGUGCUGGGCUUGUGGCUGUUGCCUUGGCAAUGGCCUUCCUGGGGCGUUGAGUUCUGUCAGCUGAUCUUUUUUCUCUCCAGGAGCCAAACAGAUGAGCUGCUCAAAUCCCACACCUGGGAAAGGGCUUAGCAUCACACAUAUAUUGUAUUAUAAGCAGAGUGAGAUGGGAAAAGAAUAAAACAGGUGCUAAUACAAUUAAGGUGUCACUUUUCUGAGCGAAACUAGAGUUAAACUUUCCAUCACUUGCCCAAGCCAGUUAACCUCAAGAUAAGGGAAAUCGUGUUCUGUCUUGCCUGCGAGCACAGGAGGAGUUUUCAUGGGCCCAGAGUGGUGGAGCUCGUCUUCCAAUGCCUCUCCCAGCCAGGAACACCACCGGCAGGAUCCGGACCUUCUCAUUCUGGUUAACUUGCUUACUUUUGAUUAGUGGAGGUUUGGAUGGCAAAAGCGAUUUGAGGGUGAGAGAGGUUCUGGUACAAUCCAGUCUAAAUUAGUGAGGGUCUCCCUCCUGCCUCCAUGGAAUUGUAGCUGCAUUAUCUUUCAAGUUUUCUUUUAAACUAGAGCUGAAUCGGUAAACUGGCCCCGGGAGGAGCCUUCAGGGUUGAGAUUGAGGCAUCUUUUAAAGGUUAUUUUCAAAGCUCUAGCCUCUCCUCAGUAACAUUUUUAUUUGCAGUUGCAUGUCAGUUGUCUUUAUCACCUUGUAAUGCAUUUGUUUACGCAUCUGUCUCACCCACUAGUUGAUGAGCUUCAGAAGGGCUGUCUGUGUGUGGUUCUCCUGUGGAUUUCUGAUGGCUGGCCCAGAGUAGAACUCCAUAAAUGUGUGUGGAAUUAAUGAAUAUUGAAUGAAUAAGGAGAAGUUGGCGGUGGCCCGACUACAGAGAGAAGUUGCCCAAAGAACAAGUGAGGGGGCCAUGCAUGAGAAGCUGAUACAUGAACUGGAAGAGGAGAGACACUUACGUCUUCAAAGCGAGAAGCGGUUGCAGGAGGUGACCCUGGAGUCUGAGCGCAACAGAAUUCAGAUGCGUGGCCUGCAGCACCAGUUCUCCAGGAUGGAAGAAACGGUACGAAAUCUAUUGCAGAGUCAAGGACCUCCAGAGCAGAAAAAAGAAGACACUGUUAAUAUAAUGGUCUAUCAGGAAACACUGUCAGAAGAAGAGAGGAAACACAAGGAAGCUUUGGAAGAUCUUCACAUGGUGGUGGAUGAGGAUUCGAGGAGCGAAAGCAGCAGUGCAGACGAAGGAAAAGAAAAGACCAAAUUGCUGUUAGAGAGAUUGAAAGCUCUAGAGGCAGAGAACUCAGCCUUGGCUUUGGAAAAUGAAAAUCAAAGGGAACAGUAUGAGAGAUGUCUUGAUGAGGUAGCCAAUCAAGUUGUUCAAGCUCUGCUCACUCAAAAGGAUCUAAGGGAAGAAUGUGUAAAGCUGAAAACAAGAGUGUUUGAUUUGGAACAGCAAAAUCGAACAUUAAGCAUCCUAUUCCAACAACGUGUCAGACCAACUUCUGAUCUGCUCCUGCAGAAACUUCACUCACGCAUCUUAGAUCUUUCAUCUGGAGAUUUGCUUUCAGAAGUGGAAAGAAGCAGAAGUUUGACACAGUCACGAACUGAUGUUGAGCUGCACGAAUACCAACUGAAUGCAAAAUCAGGAACCCCGGCUUUGAAAUGCCCAGGCCUGGGGGUUGUUGUCCCUGGUCACCUCUGUCCUCGAAACAGCUGCAGCAGCAGUGAACUGUCUCUUUCAAGCACCUGCAGCGAGUACUCCAGCGGCUCCUCCUACACAUGGCAUGAUGGGAAGAACCUCAGGAAAAGGCAGUCAUCACAAAACUGGGAUAAAAGGCUAAGUAUUGAUUCUUCGCUCCCCAGUGGCUUUGCUAGUCCUACAGAUGAACUACCUCCAACUCGUAUCAAGGAAAGCCACAUUUUGGAAGGGCUAAGAAAGCUACAGAAGCGAAAAGUAUUACUUGAACCCCCAUCAGCGAUAACCAAAUGGGGUUACAAAGAUUGCAUGAACUCAAAUGAAGGGAUAUACUCUCCGGGAAUUAAGAGUAGCAGCCUCAAGGAGUGUUCCCCCUGCAAACCGACUGACACAGCGAGCCCCCGCAAGAAGCCCCACAAGGCAUUUGUCUUUGAUACAGAUUCCCAUGAUGACGCCGAUGACAGCUCUUCUUCCUUGGUGUUGCUCCAAGCAACCCCAAGCCAGAGCUGCAGGCCCCAUGGUAGUAAGCUAACCCACAGUGUUUCUGACAGUCUGUUUGGCUGGGAGCCAGAUGGAAGACACUUUUCGGAAGGCACAUCCUCGGUGUAUCCCAGCGAAAGGCUCGAAAAGCUGCCGAGUUGUGCCAGUGCCUGUCCCUUGGAGAGGAACCUGUGCCCAAGUGUGCAGCCACCUCACGCACAGAGAGGGAGGGAUCCACACCGCCAAGGCCAUGGCCGCAUGGCUCUCAGUCUCCAGCUUUCAGACACUGAUGACAACGAAACCGUCGGUGAGUUGCACAUAGAGAGUAGCGAUGAGAAAAGUCCUUCAGACCUGUCAUUGGCUGCAGAUACCAAUAAGUCCUUGGAGAACCUGGACGUCCUCAUGGCAUUUGGAAAAUCUCAACCUGAGUCUCCUGAUGAGGAGGAAAAGCAAGUGCCCAUCCAUGUGGAGACUAGGCCAAAGACGUUCAGUUUCAUUAAGCAGCAAAGGGUUGUUAAGAGGACUUCUUCAGAAGAGUGUAUUACUGUAAUAUUUGAUGCAGAAGAUGGCGAGCCCAUUGAAUUCAGCUCUCACCAGACGGGAGUUAUCACUGUUACCAGAAAUGAAAUUUCCAUCAAUUCAGCCCCUACUGGACCCAAGGCAGAACACACUGAACUUUUACCUCAGGGAAUUACUUGUUUACAGCCAGGAGCAGCUGCAAGAGACUGUCCUUUCUUCAAAAGAUCUGAAGAGGAAACUGAGCGACACAUUCCAAAAGCUAACGUAGACACUGUUCCCAUGGUGCCCACUGAGUCUUUCAGCCCCAGGACAGUGACACCAAAUACUCAGCAACAAAAGCUGGUCAGGCCAACACACAGCAUGUCAUGCCAGAGUAGUUCCAGGUCUUUGGCAUCCCUGGGCGUCUAUCAAAAGCAAAGCCUGACAAAAAUACCAGCCCGGGGCAAGUCUUCACCUCAGAAAUCAAAACUGAUGGAGCCUGAAGCCUCGACACUAGUCCCCUCUUCUGGCCCGGUGACUGUUGAAAAAUCACCAGCCUUAGCCCCUGGGAAACUCUCCCGGUUCACAAAGACUGAGAGCCCAGGGCCCCUCUUUGAAUUACGGCCAGAUUCACACAUUCCAAAACUCCCCACCCAGCUUCCGCACAGCUCCAGAAUGCCCAGCAGGAGAGACUGGGUCCAGUGCUCCACGAGCCACACGCCUGGGUCACGGUCGAGGCCCCUCAUCGCGCCUAGUGACGGUGGAGAGCCCCCCACGAGGGACGGACACUGCAACUCUGGGCCAGAGGCAGGGGCGAGGUCCCCCUCUCCCCCGCCCCCUCCCGGCAGGUCAGUCUCGCUGCAGGCCAGGCCCAGCCACGAGUGCUCGCCACCACCUUCAACUGCCAAACCAGAACCGAGAGUCCCCGGUGAAACAGCAAGGACGCUGUUCAAAUCCCCCCUGCUGAAAGGAGCCUCCACUCCUGCUACUUCUUCUAAUCAGGCCACGGCGGAAGUGCAGAGGAAGAAACCUUCUGUGGCCUUCAGAAAGCCUAUCUUCACUCACGCACUGCCCUCCCCAGACACGGUGGUUCCAACCAGAUGCCCCGCUCAUGCCCCCUCCAGCUCCUUCGCUGCGAUGGCUCUGGGGCCUCCAAAGGUCUCCCCAAAGAGAGGUGUCCCCAAAACCUCUCCUCACCAAACUCUUGGGACCACACAAAUGGACACGGGGCUACGGACUCCCAGGAAUGGUCCUUUGACCCACGAGCCACUGGAAAUAUCAUCCUCCAAAAGCGUUUCUCCAGGAAGAAAAGGGCAAUGGAAUGACAGUGUCCCCGCACCCCCCAGGCCUUCCUUCUUAGGGGCCAGUGAGUCGCCAUCGUCUCAGGUUAGCAGUGCCUCAUCAUCAUCGUCAUCCUCCAAAAGCCAUAGUACCCCACAUGGUUGUCAGAGCGCUCGAGAGAAGGGGCUGAAGACUCGCCUCCCAGUGGGACUCAAAGUUCUCAUGAAGUCCCCCCAAUUGCUCAGGAAAAGUUCCACGGUGCCAGGGAAACACGAGAAAGACAGUUUAAACGAAGCCUCCAAAAGUUCUGUGGCUGUGAGUAAGUCUAAGCCAGAGGACUCCAGGAGUCCAGCAAGCCCCGAUGAGACCCCAGGGGGCGGAAAACGCGUGACUGCAGCGGGUUUACCUGUGCAGGACGGUUCAGCUGAAGGGCUCCCCCUGGAAGCGGCACUGCCAGAGUCACUGGAAGGCAGCAUCCCUGGGGCUGAUGGAAGAGAUGGGGCAGAAAACAGAUCUGUGAAAAGAUCCCUUUCCUCCAGCAAGCCACACCUAAAGCCCGCUCUGGGCAUGAACGGCGCCAAAGCCCGCAGCCAGAGCUUCAGCGCUCACUCAGGAGACAAGCCCUCCACGCCCCCCGUGGAAGGGCCGGGCAAAGUCCGAACUCAGAUUAUUACCAACACCGCAGAGAGAGGCAAUUCUCUGACCCGCCAGAACUCCUCCACCGAGGCCUCUCCCAGCAAGACCCCGUCUGCUCUGGUGUCUGAGAGUCUCCCUGGUGCCGGGAGGCCCUCGGGGCUCCCCUCCUCCAGCCAAGGCUCCCUGGGUAGCUCAGGCAGCUGCAGCAGUCAUCAUGGGAGCCCAAGCAAGUUGCCUUUGAGGAUCCCUCCCAAGUCUGAAGGGCUCCUCAUCCCGCCUGGAGAGGGGGCCCAGCAGGCCUAUGCCCAGGGAGAGUGCCUCCAUGUGGCUGUGCCUGUGGAGCCAGCCAGUGACCGCUGCAGGUGCCCACCCACCCCGACAGACUGCCCUCAAGCCCUGCAAAGCCCAGGAAGGAUGCAGUGUCCAAGCUAUUUUGAAACAAGCAGGACUUCCAAGUUAGAAACUUCUGGAAGGCAUCCAGAUGCCUCUACAACUGGGACUGGUGCUCUGAGCUCAGAAGCCCCCCCAUCACCCACCAUCGAAGAAAAGGUCAUGUUGUGCAUUCAGGAAAAUGUGGAAAAGGGCCAAGUGCAAACAAAGUCCACCUCUGUAGAAGCGAAGCAGAAGCCCGGCCCUUCUUUUGCCAGCUGGUUCGGUUUUCGGAAGAGUAGACUUCCAGCCCUCAGUGGCAGGAAAAUGGAUGUCUCCAAAACCAAAGUGGAAAAGAAAGAUGCAAAAGUCUUGGGGUUUGGAAACAAACAACUAAAAUCAGAAAGAAAAAAAGAGAAAAAGAAGCCCGAAGUACAGCGUGAGAUAGAAAGUGAGGUGAUCAGGGAUACCACGUCGGCAGAUAGUCCAGACGGUGGUUUACAAAGCAAAAAUAAUUGGAAAACACCACAAGACAUUUACAACCAAAUGAAGUUUGAACCGAGAAAUAGACCCAGCCCUGUUACAUGUUCAUCGAAAGAUACCUUUCUGACGGAACUUCUGAACAGAGUUGAUAAGAAAACAGCUCAACAGACAGAAAGUGGAUCAAAUAAUGUUUCCUGCAGGAAUGUGCUAAAGGGCAGUUCCCAGGCCUCCUGUCUCACCGGCAACUCUAUCAGCACUCAAGGAAACCACAAGAAAAACAUCAAAGCCAAAGCCGAUAUGGAAAUACCGAAAGACUCCCUGAUAAAAGAGGCAAAUGAAAACUUGCAAGAGGAUGAAGAAGAUACAGUUGCAGAUUCUGCAUUUCAGAGCCACAGCAUAGAAUCAAACUGCCAGAUGAGAACGCUGGACAGCGGGAUCGGAACCUUCCCUCUCCCAGACUCGGGAAACCGCUCAGCGGGACGGUACCUGUGCCAGCCAGACUUCCCGGAGGACGCCGAGCCGCCCCUGCCCGUGCAGCCAGCCCUUUCUGCAGCUUCUCCUAUCAGAGCCCAAACCCUUGAACGUGAAGUGCCUUCCUCCGCAGACGGCCAGCGCCCUGCAGACAGCGCCAUUGUCCACUCCGCCUCCGACCCCCUCAUGACUGCCAGAGGGGUGCGACCCCUGCAAAGCCGCCUCCCCAAACCAGCCUCCUCAGGAAAAAUCAGUUCCCAAAAGCAGAACGAAGCAGAGCCAAGGCCUCAGACUUGCACGUCAUUCGAAUAUGCUGAAGAUCCCAUGGCAAGCGAGCCCCUUACAGACUGGGGGGGUGAAGACGCUGCCACUGAGACCCAGGACAAGGUACCCAGAAUGUGUACGUACUCUGCCAGCGGUGGCAGUGAUAGUGACAGUGACCUGGACUGUGGAGAUAAUGGCUUUGGAGCUGGACGGGGACAGUUAGUGAAAGCACUGAAGAGCGCCGCCCCAGCUGUGCCAGUUCUGCUGUGUGAAAAUUUGCUACCUGUUACCUCGGGCUGCGCCUGCCACGCUGCAUUUCCCUGCGCACCUAAGGACAUGACCCGGCCAGAGAUCUCCAGCGGCAACACUAAGGCUUCGCUUAGUCCUUCUUCCUGGGGAGAUGGACCCCACUUAAGUCACUACAGGACUCUCAAAAUCUCUCAUAUUCGUUAAGGACCUUCAGUAUUUUUUUAACUCAACCCAGUAUUCAUGCAUUGUAAGGCAAAUCCCCAUUUCAUUUUGUUCGUAGUGAGGAUUUUUUUUCUUCACCUAAAACCAUUUGGAUAUUUUAAAAACCUCCCUGAUAUUGUCAGUCUUCCCAUUGCUAUAUGGUAUAAUCCUCACUUAUUUUGUGUGCUUUAAUCUCUAACCUUGUAGUCUUUCAUGCUGUUGAUUAUUUCAGGGGGCUUGGUUUAUGACAAUAGAAAUGCUCCUUGAAAGUAGUAUAUUAAUCAGGUUUUUUUGAAGAGCAAGAUCUAUUUUCCUGUUUACUUACUGGGGAAGUUAUUAUCUCCACUUUCUAAAUAAAAGAAACCUAAAUGUCUUCUGGAUGAUUAGACAUUAACUACCCAUCAGGAAAUAAAUGAGCAUUCCCCACCAGCGUACGGCAUCUUGUCUUCAGAUCUCAAUCAUUUUCAAAGACACUAAAGGGACACUAAGGAGGUGAAAGACAAAGUUAUAAGAAACAAAGAUAGCCAGUAAUAAGAAAUAUAACCAGCAUCCUCCCUUUAUUCCACUAGCAUUAACGGACCACCUAUGUGCCAAGCAUGUUCUGGGCACAGGGAUGCAAAGAUAAAUAGGUUCACAGUCCCUCCAUGGGAGACUGAGCCCUGACAACCAGUGUGCACGAUAAAUGCCAACUAGUGCCAUGAGAACGGUCAGCAGAGGAGGAAGGGAGAACGGGGUCAGUGCUCAAGGCUUCUGGUCAGAGAAGGGUUCAGAGAUUUCCCUCCACCCGAGUCUCAAGAGAUGAGUGUGGGCCACCCUGGAGGUGGAGAGGACACACUAGAGAGAGGAAGAUGUGUGAAUCAGAACACAGACACUCACUGCCUUUCUGGGCUCAAAAUUCAGCAUGCUGCCACCCUCAGCUAGCCGGCCAAAUAAUGCGCUUGAUAACUAUCUGCAUGCUACUGACUUUUUUUUUCCAAGUUGUUGCUGAGCAGUUUUAAUUUUAUCUGCAGAUCCCUGGAUCAUUUGUGUCCUGAUUACUUUUGAGAUUGCUUUUUUACCCUUGUCCCGACACUGCCAUCGAGCACUGCCUGGUUGAGCCCAUUGAUUCCUGCACUUGCCUGGGAGUAGAUUCCAUUGCAUCACUGAGAAAGGUCGUGCACUUACUCCUGAAGCUAAGGUCUGUGUCUUAAGCUGUGCACAGACUGGACAAGGCUUCACUACAAGAGCCAGCCAUAGAAGGAUGGACAGAUGACUCUUGCCCUGAGAAAUGAGCCCCAUUUUCCUGCGAAUGUUGCUAUUGCAGCUCUCUACCUACUACGUGAAGCCGUGCUUUUAUGGGGAGAACAACAGAAGAAAGGCUCUUUUUGCCCCCUGAGUAGGAAGGUGAAAAUGUGGGUGAAAGAGGGGAUUUUUUUUACCAUUAAUUGUAGUUCCUGGGCUUAGUAAAUCAGAACUAUGUUUUUUCUACAUUGUUGAGAGACAGUAUUAACCAGAGCUCCCUUUCUUUUAGUUGAUUUGUUCAUGAGUCAAGAGGUUUAGAAGGUGCUCUGCCUGCCACCAGAGGAACAUUCCUUCCAACAUUUCUGGGUAAAGGCUUCAGUGUCUCCUCCAAGGCCCCUCUAAGGACACUGCCCUGGGAGUCCUGUUGAAUGGGGCCGCUGGCCACACACAAACACAAGAGCUGCUCUGUUUCCUUUCGACCAAGCUGCUGCCCAUACUGGGAUGAACAUAUUGACGCUUUCACAAACAUUUUUCCCUCUGUGCAAUUUUUUCCUUGAGGCAGAAGAAAGAGACCUUCUCAUUCUUUAUCUUGAGCGUUUUGAUAGGCCUCCUUUGAGAAGGUCAUUGUCUGCUGCAGCAAAAUAAUCAUGGGAUUUCUGGACAAGCUGGUAAGAGAAAAAUGAUUCAUUAUUUCAGGAAUUAUUUUGCCUUCAGUCCCCCAAAUGGAUGACGGCUUCUAACAAUACGUAAGAGAGUGCAAGGCUUAACUUAUUAUAUGAAAGGUUAUACUUUAAAAGGAAAAGAAGUUCAAACAUUACAUUUUUAGCUCUGCUGUAAUAUAGCAAGGGUCAAGGCAGCCCUUCUGUGAGCCCCGUGGUCCUCUGGAUGUUAUUGUGUGCUGCUCCCGCUGCAAGGGAGGGCCUGCCUGCCCUCCUUCCCUUCUCAUCUACUCGAGCUAAUGAGAUUGGAGGGAUUUUUUCAAGUUCUAUUCAGGCAGCACCCUCCCGCUCUGAUCCCUUUGGAAUAUCCGAACACAUCGCAUAUUCGUCCAUCUAAUAGUCUCAAUCCAGCCCCAUAGUGCCUCUUGCCAUGUCACACAAAAUGGUGCAUCUUCACAGCACGUUAUAUUUUGCUGCGUUGGGGGUGAGGGGAGCUACCUAACUGCUAUGGGUUGUAUCGUGACAGAGACCAAAAGGUAGUUUAUAAUAUAACUGGCACAUCCACGUGUGAUACCAAGACACCUGUUAUGUUGGGUUAUUUUUGCAAUAAAAUUUGCCUGGCCUAAGCGCAAGGUAGAUACUCAGAAUGAGGCAGCUUGACCGAUAAGACACUGAAUUUUGAAAUGAAAACUGGAGAGGCUGGGCGAUCAAUAUGACCUUGAGUACUCACAGCCAAAUAACUUAUGGAAAUAAUGUAAAGAAAGACCCUGUGAACUCUUUCGCCUGACAGAAGGGUUUUAAAUAAUAUUUUAAGAAAAGCAAAAGCAAACAUCCCCUGGACCUUCUUUAAAGAUUAGGUCUAAAAUGAAAGACCCUGAGUUACACAAUUAACUAUUGAUUUUGUUGAUCCAUAUUUAAUUCUCAUAGCAAUUGAGCUGUGUUUACACAGCCAUGCGGGGCAGACCAUACUUCACUCGGGGCAAGGCGCCUUUCACUUUUACAUUAAUUUAAAAAUUAAAUUGUUCUGUGCAUGCAAGACAAACAAAAAAUAAAGUUUAUUUUUAUUGUAGCGGAUGGCUGGCUUAAACCUCAUAAAGUGGCGUUAAGCCAGCUGAGGCGGUUUAUGAAGAGAAUUCCUUUUAUAAUGCAGUAGUCAGCUUGCUGAGUGAAUACACCUCAGGUGGCAGGGAGACACUAAAAAGCAUCUGCAUGCUACCUGGUACUAGGAUUUUGCACUAAAACAGCUAUCAUUUUAAUCUCCCCACAGUUUAAUUUUUUUAUUUGAUACAUCCAGUAGUAUCUGUGGUUUCAUCCCUCAAUAUUCAAUCUUGUUGCUCGAUUUAAGAAUGCCAUGAGCAUGAUUUGCAUUCUCACCUGGAAGCCCCAAGACAUGUCACCAAGUUUGCCCCUGCCUGAAGGGCACAGGAGCCUGAAUUUGAGCAAAGUGCCUGCACCUGGCUCGGGCCAGGUGAAGGAAGCAUUUAAGAAAAGGGUGCAGCCAGUGUCUGUACCAUCUAUCAUGGGCCUGCUCUUUCCAGUAACAUUUCUCCCCCUGAGGAACGUUUUGUAUUGGCUGUUGAUCCUGGAUUUCCAGAAAGCUGUGGGAGCUGCUGCCUCACCCAACUGUUGGCCAAGCCCUUCUAGAGGUGCAGAAGAAGGCCCCACAUGGCUCAGAACAGAGCUGUCCAACUAGGGUGGCCACGGGAUGUGAGUCCACAUCUCUCCGCUCUUGACAAAGAGGAAAUCGUGGUUGCCAAAGUAACCGGUAGUCAGACAUGCAUUACUCUAAGAGGUGUCCUGGUUCUUGAUGUUAACCUAGAAACUGAGACCUGCUGCUGCUAGUCUGUGUAAGGAUAAGAAAGCAGCUGUGUUACCACUAGUCGGGUGACAGUCUGAAAAGAUCUAAGUGUAUGAGUCUCUUCAUUAUGUAAAAACAGACAAAGAAUAGUUGGUCAAGUCUAUGAACUCUAGCAGGAAAUGAUGCAGUGAAAACAGAUCAAGUAAUGACAACUUUUGUUAAGACUCUAAAAUAUGCAAGAUACAGUGUCAGGAUCAGAAAAAGAAAGAAUAAAAUUGGUCUGUGGUCGCAAGAAGCCUGCAAUUUAUUGAGAAAGAGGGACCUUGAUAUGAAAAAAAAUCCUAUACAAAAGAAUGGAUAUAAGCUCAGGAUCAAAUGGAUAAUUUAGGCCAGGAAUUCAAAGGGAGAAAGAUCCCUGCAGAUGAACUUUCAUAGAAACAGAACCGGCAGCUCUUGAUAACUAAAGAGGAUCAAGUUAUAAAAUUUGGUUACUAUUGACAACAAUACGUAAUCAGAGAAAAGAGAAGAGAUUCCAAUUUUAAACAUGUUGAAUUUAGGAAGUAACCAGAUCUAGAAAGGUUAAGAAAGGCAAGUGUAAAUUGUAGUUCCUUAACGUAUGAAAAACAUCUUCCUGAAUGAUGUUACAGACUGAAAACAGACGAAGAUCAAAAGAAGCGUUAGGACAUCGAGGAAGUUAUUUCAACAAUAGGAUUAAGAGGAGGCACAUCCAUAGCUUUGAGUUUGACAGGGUAUUUGAGUUCUAGGUGCCAUUAUCAGACUAAAGAGCUGGCUGGGUAAACUAUUUGUCUAAUUCAAUGAGGGAGUUUUCAGGGGCUAACCUUCUAAUAUGUCUGGAAAGUUGUCCUACAUUGACUUCAUAUGAAAGAAUCCUUAACAGGUGCAUCCCAUGUGGCACUGACUUUGUCUCAUACACCACUGUAUCUCCAAUGUCUAGGAUACUACCUAGUACAUAGCAGGUACUCAAGAAAUAGCUGACGAAUGAAAAAAUAAGCAAGCAGAUGUUGUGAGGAGCAAACUCCCUAUUUAAGUGUCCAUGAAAAUCUGGGUACAGAGUCACUGUCACAUUGUGGCAGAGCAGGGGAUGGAGUCCAGAAUGGAAGCAGAUUCCCUUCGGCACGUUCCCAACCAGCACAUCUGCUCAUGCUAGGACCCCCAGUGCUGACUGGGUAAUGACAAUUAAUGACACUAGAGUGCAACACAGAAUUUAUUGUUUAGUGUUUCUGAAUCUUUAGAGCAAUGCCUACCAAAAAAUCUUCCCUUUAGAACAAGGAUCAAUAAAUGGGUGCCAAUUCUAAGUUGUCCUGGCUCUCAGGAUUCAAUAUGUCAAAUAACUUUAUCCAAAAGAAAACCUGACCAGCUCUUGAACUGGAACACGAAUUGCAGUAGGAGACGCAUAGCUUACACAUGAGUAGAGCAAACAUUCUCAUAUCUACGAAUAUCAGUGUGUUCCUGGUGAACCUUAGCUUGUGGUCCUGUUUGAUUCCAUGGCUAUUGUAAUGUGCCAAAUAGAUUGGGUGCCAUAAUGCACAGUGGCUCCUAAAUCCCCUAAAAGUGUGUUGGGAGUAAUGUAAGGUUGUCUGGUUAUUUAUAGAUUAAUAAAAAACAUAGAAUAUUUUCCCCUUACUUUGAAAGUCACACCAUGCUUCGUCAAAACUUUUGCACUUUCAGGUAUAAUUUUAUGAUACCUACCAUUUUGAUGGCAUUGAAGAUUUUCUUUUGGAAGGAGGACUUCCAGGAAAAAAAAUUAGCAUAACCUAUUUUUUAUACUCACCUGAUCCAUGAGAAAGUAUAUUUUAAUUUUUUUUUAUAAGAGCAGCCAAAAAUCUGUCACUCCAAAGUGAAAGCAUAGCUGUAUAGUGUCAGAAUAUACAUAUGGCCCCUUCAUGCUACAUUUUCAUCUGACAAAGUUCAUGGGCGUUUUAUGCCACAAACUCACUGACAUCUAAACCAGACAUGGACCAGCUUGCUGGACAGACAGGCAUCAUAUUUAAGACAUAAAGUGAUGGAAAGGGUAGGCAAAAAAAUGUCUAAUCAAUCUUUUAAGUCAAGCAAGCAAUAUAUAUGCUUUGCUUUAUUCAUAAUAGUGCCUAUAAAUUAAAGGAAGAAAAGCUUGAUGCCUUCACUCUCAUCAGCCAGAAUCAUUAGCCUGACACUAAAAUGAACAGAUUUAGAUGUUCCCAUCUCAGGAACUGCUCAAUUCCCAUUCCAGAAUAAACUUUUUAGUUAAUACUACUGUGCUAGAAGGAAAAGGAAUCUAGCAACACAGAGAAGCCUGUUCCAUUUAGUUAAGCUGCUUACACAAGCUGAUAUCAGUGAUCUGGCUUAUUUGCCCAAUUCCAGAUCACCAGAGAAGAGUGCACAUUUUACUUUUGGAGAAAUUGACCAAGACUCAUCAAAUGUGAUGCAUUACUGAACGUGACCAACCUAUAUUUUAAAUUAGAUUUGUGGGUCCAUCUACCACCUGGAAUACAAAAAAUGCAAUUUUUCAAAUGGCCAUUUCAAAUAUUGGUACUAACAUCAGAGUUUGCAGAAAUCACAAAUUUCCUUUGCAUGUUCAUAUAACAAUUUUGCCUCCUUUUAUAAUUACAUGCCCUUCUUCCCAAAUACCCUUGUCUGGCAUAAGCAAAGUUUGUGAUUUUUGUUGUUUCGGUUUUUCUCUUCCCACUAAUGGACAUGGCCCCACAUCUUCCUCCAUUUUCCAUAUACGGGAACAUUUCCUAUCUCUGAUGAAAUGACUUCUCUUUCCUUCAGUGCUUUUGAUCUCGUCUUUAAAUGUUUUUGUUUUG
Messenger RNA from Microcebus murinus (gray mouse lemur), 14968 nucleotides. Lineage: Eukaryota; Metazoa; Chordata; Mammalia; Primates; Cheirogaleidae. The record is from RefSeq and is a predicted model, not a curated record.